AUGACAAUGUUACUGACAACUCAAAACCUCUCCACUGGGUGGGAGUUCAAAGCCACCUCACCCAAGCCCGACGAUGAGAACCAGGCUGCAGCAUUCAACUCUUGGUAUCCAGUCAAGUCGCUCCCAACCGAGGUGCACAUCGACCUGCACCAAUCCGGACUCAUCCCAGACCCAUUCAUCGACCUGAACGAGCUCAGUGUGCGCUGGGUUGCGGAUCAGCAAUGGACUUACCGCUGUCAAUUCGCCAGCCCUCCCUUUACGGCAUCGUCAUCCAUCACGGAUUUUGUGUUUCAAGGCCUCGAUACAUUUGCGACUGUCUCUUUCAACGAUGACGUGAUUCUAAAUUCGGACAAUAUGUUCAUCUCCCACCGGGUCAACAUCACGGACAAGCUCAGGUCCGACGGCACUCUCAACGAUCUCAGCAUCUCCUUUGAGUCCGCACGCCUUCGUGGGUUGAAGUUAGUCAAGCAGCACCCAGAGCAUCGGCAUAUUGUGCACCAGACCGAGAUCGGCAGAGGUCCCGUCCGUAAGGUGCAGUACCAGUGGGGAUGGGACUGGGGACCUAUCAUGCUGACAUGCGGACCGUGGAAGCCUGUUCUGCUCGAGACGUAUAGUGUAAGGAUUGAUGAUCUGCGUGUUACCUACUCGCUGGAGGAUGAUUUGAGUGGAGCCAACUUAUCUGUCAAUGUCAAGACUCAGGGAUUACUCCCAGCAGCCAGUAUCUCUUACGAGGUCCUGAUUGACGGGGAAAACGUCGGCAGCUCGACUACCGACCCACGCGGCGAUGGCGAAAUGGAGUUGGUUAUCAAGACGCCCAAGCUGUGGUGGCCACGCGGUUACGGCGAUCAAAAUCUCUACAACCUGGAAGUACGAAUCCUCAACGACGACAAGAGCGUUCUCGACAGUGCCAGCAAGAAGAUUGGCCUUCGCAGCAUUGAGCUCGUCCAAGAAAAGGACGCCAUCGGCCAGUCAUUCUACUUCCGCAUAAACGGCGUCGACAUCUUCUGCGGCGGGGCCUGCUGGAUCCCCUCAGACAGCUUCCUCACGCGCACCACCCCAGCACAGUACAGGGACUGGAUCCUCCGCCACGUCGCAGAAGGUAACCAAGCCAUGAUCCGAGUGUGGGGCGGCGGCAUCUACGAGGCCGACGCGUUCUUUGACGCCUGCGACGAGGCCGGCGUCCUGGCCUGGCAGGACUUUUGCUUCGCCUGUGCAAACUACCCCGCCCACCAGGAGUUUCUGCAAUCCGUCGAGGCCGAGGCGAGACAAAACGUCCGGCGGUUGAGACAUCACCCUUCUCUCGUUAUCUGGGCAGGGAAUAAUGAAGAUUAUCAGAUCGUGGAGCGGUACGGGCUGCAGUACGACUUUGAAGGCGACAAGGACCCGCAGUCCUGGCUGAGGACAAACUUCCCCGCAAGGUACAUCUACGAACAUCUCCUGCCGCUGAUCGUCGAGGAGGAGUACUACACGAAGAAAAACCCGGCCCUGAUCGCAUACCACCCCAGCAGCCCCUGGGGCAACGGCAAAAGCACGACCCUGGUGGUGGACCAGACGGUCGGCGACGUGCACCAGUGGAACGUUUGGCACGGCGCCAUGCGGCCGUACCAGUUCCUCCCGGACAUGGGCGGACGGUUCGUCAGCGAGUUCGGCAUGGAGGCGUAUCCGCACACAUCGACCCUCGAGGACGUACUGACUGACCCCAGGCAGAGGCGGCCCGGCAGCAUGGCCAUGGAUUUCCGCAACAAGGCGGGCGGGCACGCCAGGCGCUUGCUCGCGUACGUCGGGGAGAACUUUGACCUGAACGGGAUGGGCGGGACGCUCGAGGGCUUCACGUACCUGACGCAGGUGAUGCAGGCAGACGCCAUGCGUGCGGCGUAUAAGGGCUGGAGGCGGCAGUGGGGUGGCAGGCGGUGCGGUGGGGUGUUGGUCUGGCAGCUCAACGAUUGCUGGCCGACUGUCAGCUGGGCGGUGGUUGACUAUCACGGUGUCAGGAAGCCGGCCUGGUAUGCCAUCCGGGAUGCGCUGAAGCCUGUCGCGGUCGGGGUGGGGAGGAAAUUCUUUGACUGCACAAACAGGCCGGCUGAUAAGACAUGGCAGAGGGAUACGGGCCAUUUUGAUCCGAGAUUGGCGUGGGGGAGCAGCAAAAGACCAGAGGAUGUGCUCAGUGACUUGUGGAUUGCAAAUGGGACGACAAGGAACGUGUUGGGGAGAUUGACGGUGACCUUUGUGUCCAUCAAAUCGGGCAAGUUAUUGAAGGAGCUGUACGACAAACCUCUCAAUAUUGUGGCCAAAGCAAACAACAUCACAGAGGUGGAAAUUAAGCAGAAUGUGCCAGUGGCAGAGCGAACUGGUGUCUUCAACCCGGCCAACGAGGAUCCCUUUAUCAUUCACGCGAGACUAGAUCUUCUCGGCGAUGACGGCCAGGUACUUGAUUCGGUAGAAGACGUGUCUUGGCCGGACCCGAUCAAGUGGUUGGACUUUGAUGACCGCAAAGUCCAGGUCUCUGCUUCUGUGGAACAAGAGCAGGUGGUCUUGACCAUCAAAGCGGAACGACCAGUCAAGGGCUUCAUAAUCCAGGAGAGACCUGACUUGAGGGUCAGCGAAAAUGGCUUUGAUCUUGUUCCUGGAUAUCCGGCUACAGUGAAAGUGAAAGGUUGCACUGAUGUCGAGGAGUUGAUGUGGAGGUAUCAUGGGCAGGUCAGCCAUGGCGACGACUGGGCGGAUAGGGUCUGA
Pyricularia grisea is the source of this 2733-nucleotide messenger RNA. RefSeq lists its product as uncharacterized. The record is from RefSeq and is a predicted model, not a curated record. The transcript has a single exon. Gene Ontology annotation, molecular function: beta-mannosidase activity. Gene Ontology annotation, biological process: carbohydrate metabolic process; glycoprotein catabolic process. The coding region runs from base 1 to 2733 and encodes 910 amino acids. NCBI's taxonomy places the organism in Eukaryota, Fungi, Ascomycota, Sordariomycetes, Magnaporthales, Pyriculariaceae.